Oppiella nova is the source of this 1206-nucleotide messenger RNA. The record is from the annotation of a GenBank genome assembly. NCBI's taxonomy places the organism in Eukaryota, Metazoa, Arthropoda, Arachnida, Sarcoptiformes, Oppiidae.
AUGAAUUACUGGCCAGCAGAGACAACUAACCUUGGUGAAUGCCAUUUGCCUCUAUUUAAUCUGAUUCGGAGUCAAUUAAACAUUUGGCGCCAACAAACGCAAGCAUCUGAUCUACUACUGACACCUGAGGGCAAACACUCGUCAAAAGGGGUGGCCGUUACCGGUCAGCACAAUAUCUAUGGAGGAAUGGGUUUAGUAUCAAUGGCCGGACACAUGGAUUAUGAUAAAACGGUCACCGCUUGGUAUGCGCAACACUUUUGGGAACAUUACGCGUUCGGAUUGAAUGCAACAUUUCUAAGGGAAGUGGCCUAUCCUUACCUCAAAGAAGUGGUUGAGUUCUGGGACGAACACCUUAAGACUGUGACGAACGGCACUAAACAACAGUUGGGAAAACUGGUUGUCCCUCACGGGUGGUCACCAGAACACGGACCCGUUGAGGACGGCUGUAGUUAUAAUCAAGAGAUCGUUUGGGAUUUGUACACAAAUUACGUGAAAGCGGCGGAUGUGUUGGGAGUCGACAAAGAGUUCAGGGAUCGCAUGGCGGGUGAGAGGGAUAGGCUUUUAUGGCCAGGGAUUGGAUCGUUCGGACAAUUGAUGGAAUGGAUGGAAGAACAACCCGGAGAAAAGACCGAUCAUCACAGACAUACUUCCCAUUUGUUUGGCGUAUUCCCUGGACACCAAUUUAAUUAUGAGACAACGCCUACUUUGGCCAACGCGUCCCUGGUAUCGCUUAACACCAGAGGUAUAGACCCUAAGAGUGAUGUGAAGGAAUGGUCGUUCGCGUGGCGGACAGCCAUAUACGCCCGGCUCAGGGAUGCCGAGAACGCCCACCACUUGCUCCGCGAGCUGUUGUCCGCACGUAAUACCUGUCCCAAUAUGUUUGGAUUACACCCUCCGAUGCAAAUCGAUGGCAACUUCGGUAUAACCGCAGCCGUCGCCGAAAUGCUGGUCCAGAGUCACGCAGAAGUCAUAGAACUGUUGCCGGCUCUGCCCCGGGAGUGGACGGCCGGACACGCGAAGGGUCUGCGAUCGAGAGGGGGUCACCAGUUGGACAUCUAUUGGGCAAAUCAUACGCUGAAUAAUGUUUGGAUUGCGAGUGGGGUCGUCGCCGAUGUUAAACUCAAAAUUGGAAAUACUGUCAAAACAAUUAAAGUGGUUCCGUGUAAUCCGAUUCACCUGGAUCACAAUUUGAAUCCAAUUCCUUAG